Didymodactylos carnosus is the source of this 918-nucleotide messenger RNA. The record is from the annotation of a GenBank genome assembly. NCBI's taxonomy places the organism in Eukaryota, Metazoa, Rotifera, Eurotatoria, Philodinida, Philodinidae.
AUGGACAGUCCGGAAUCUGAUUCACCAGACAGAAUUGUAGAUAGCGAAGAAAAUGCACUAACAAAAUAUGAACAUGAAUUAGAAAAAAUCAUGAAUGAAAGUAUGCAAAAUGGAAAAGAUUUAUAUAAUCAAAAACUAUUUCUUUCAUUUCAAAAUGCUGCCAAAGCACUAACAAAAAUGUUUCGUGAACGAUCAAAUGGUACUGCAAAUUGGAAUUCAUUUCAAGUCGCAGCUGGAUCAGUCACAAUGUUAUAUAAAGAGAGUCUUGAUGCCUUCAAAGAUGCUAUUGAUCUCGGUACAGUUUAUGGCGAACAACGUAAAACAAAAGAAUUACUUUGUUGGGCAAGACGAAAACAACGUCGUCAUAUACGAACAGAUGAAGUUUAUGAUUAUUUAAUUGGACGGCCCCCGUAUCAGUUUGUACGACCAACUCCUAUUGGCAGUAUCUCAUCACAACGUCGAUGUGAUUCAUCAGUUGUAAGAGAAAGUCUUUUAACAGACAAUGUACAGCAACAACAACAACAACAACAACAUAUAGCACCACCAGCACCAAUCGAUACAAAUGAAUUACAAACAUUUAGAGAAGCACUUGUUAUGCAUGAUAUGGAUAGCGCUAACAGUGUGUCAUCUUCAGCUUAUGACAGUAAUAAUUAUUUAUAUUCAUCACCUACAGCACCAUCACUACCACAAACGCCAACAGGUACAUCUAUUAAUUCGAAUCAUUUUCGUCAUCAACAACAACAAACAAAUUCAUCACCUCAACAAACAUCAUUCAAUACAAACACUAAUGAACUCGAUAGUUUUUUUCGUCAGCAAGUUGCAAAUCAUUUGGCAAGAAAACGUGAUUAUCUUACAGCAUUGACAGAUGAUUUAACGGAUGGCAUACCGUAUAAAACAAAACGUGGACGACAUACAUAA